Messenger RNA from Sinocyclocheilus rhinocerous, 1014 nucleotides. RefSeq names its product H-2 class II histocompatibility antigen, A-U alpha chain-like. The transcript is spliced from 4 exons. Gene Ontology annotation, biological process: antigen processing and presentation; immune response. Gene Ontology annotation, cellular component: MHC class II protein complex; membrane. The annotation marks the transcript as partial. NCBI's taxonomy places the organism in Eukaryota, Metazoa, Chordata, Actinopteri, Cypriniformes, Cyprinidae. The record is from RefSeq and is a predicted model, not a curated record.
UUUCUCUCAGCUGAGGCUCAACCAGAACACAAAGAUUUCUCAAUUACUGGAUGUUCUGAAACAGAGAAAGAGUCUAUGACUGGAUCUGACGGAGAGGAGGCGUGGCAUGCUGACUUUAAUCAGAAGACAGGAGUAGUUACAUUGCCUGAUUUUGCAGAUCCUAUGAGCUUUCCAGGAUUUUAUGAAGUGAGCCUGGCAGACCAAGAAGUAUGCAAACAAAACCUGGCUGUACUCAUUAAAGCUUACAAGAGUCCACCAGAGGAAAUGGAACCCCCUGAGACGUCCAUCUAUCCAAGGAACGAUGUGCAGCUGGCUGUUGAAAACACGCUCAUCUGUCACGUGACAGGCUUCUUUCCUCCACCUGUCAAUGUCUCAUGGACUAAGAACAAUGUCGUUGUGACGGAAGGCGUGAGUCUGAGUCAGUACCGACCGAGGAGCGAUGGUACCUUCCAUGUGUUCUCCUCUCUGAAGAUCACUCCUGAAGAGAGAGACAUUUACAGCUGCACAGUGAACCACCGAGCCCUCCAGGGCCAACCGCAGACCAAAAUAUGGAGCGUCCCGGAGGCGGCUGCUGUCCUGCCCAGCGUGGGUCCGGCGGUCUUCUGUGGAGUGGGAUUAACUCUGGGGCUGCUGGGAGUCGCUACUGGACUCUUCUUCCUUAUUAAAGCAACUACAACUGACACGCCAGAUAUGGCCAAAAACAUCAAAUAUUUAAUGCAGUGGACCCAAUCAAUAAAGACAGUUCCUCCAGGAUUCUGAAGACAGAGAAACAGUGCAUCUGUGUGUUGUUUUAGAUGAUGGACAGCAUUGCUGCUGUUGAAGAUUGAUAAAUGCAAAGAUCUGGUUUAACCUUUGUUGAAAUUGGAUUAGCUUGCUAUGUAGCACUAAUCAUGCUUAUAUCUAGAAGACUUUUUGUUUAUAUAUUACAUUUGCAGUUCAUCAUAAGUAAUCUAAAGAAAUCACAAACUUUAUAUCGAGUUACUUAAUAAUUAAAAUGACACUUUUGCUACUUUC